UAUGACAGAUCUAACCAGACGAAACAUUUUGGCAGAGCGACGAAGAUUUGAGGUCCAAUUUUGUUGUUGUAAUUAUCAAGAUGGCUAUGAAUGACAGCUUGGACACCGACUCAGACUUUCCUAUUGCAGUUGAUGCCGAUACUAAGUUUCCUUGUAAAGCUUGGGAGCGUUUACUUGUCAAGACAAAAUACGAGUACAUACCACCUAAAGACCGUCUUGACUCGGACACUCCAGUGAGUGCUGACUGUGUGCGUGUUGUCUGUAUAUCCGACACCCAUUCUAAAAUAGAAGUCCAGGAUCCCAAAACGAUACCAUAUGGGGAUAUUUUACUGCAUGCAGGGGACUUCACCAUGAAGGGAGAACCUAAUGCUGUCCAUAAGUUUAACACUUUUUUAGGUCAAUUGCCUCACAAGCACAAAAUUGUGAUAGCUGGAAACCACGAGAUAUCAUUUGAUGACAACAUCAUGAGCAAAGAUCACUUAGACCCUAUGUUUGGUUCCAUGAACAAAUAUGUGAAUGAGAUGUCAGAUUUGGAAGUUAAAAGUGUGAAAGACUUACUGACAAAUUGUAUAUACCUAGAAGAUUCUAUGGUCAGCCUGUAUGGGAUCAAUAUCUAUGGAUCCCCAUGGCAGCCAGCAUUUGGGGGAUGGGGAUUUUGCCUACCCCGAGGAGAGGCUCUCCUAGAGAAAUGGAAGCAUAUACCAACAAACACAGACAUACUGAUGACACAUGGCCCUCCUGUGGGUUACGGAGAUGUCGUAAAGGGAGGUAAUCAUGUUGGGUGUGUAGAGCUUCUGAAUGUUGUACAGAAGGUAGUGAAGCCCAAGUACCAUGUGUUUGGACAUAUACACGAGGGAUAUGGAGUGUCAACAGAUGGAUGUACAACAUUUAUCAAUGCCUCCACUUGUACAACGAGAUACCGACCCUCCAAUCCUGCAGUUGUCCUUGACUUCCCUCUACCCAGUGGGCAUAGCAAGGAGGAGGACCCUAUCAUCAUUCACACAAAAGUGCCACAAGAUCUGACCGCUGGCAGAAAGAAGAAAAUGUCCUCCGCCAAAUCUAGAGUAAAUAGUGCAUUGUACCCUGGGAACAACAAGUGUAAUGUGUAAAGAAAGAUUCAUUUUUUAUAGCCCCCGCAAUGAAGUUAGGGGGAGUAUACUGGAAUCAGGUUGUCCGUCCGUCCGUCCGUCCGUCUGUGGACGCAAUGUAGUACUGUGUACUCCUUCUAAACUACUUGAUGGAUUUCAAUGAAAUUUGUUGAUAACAAUUCAUGCAGCUUGGAGAUGGGCGUAAAGUACUUUUCAUUGGGUUAUCUCCCCUUUUCACGACA
Molecule: messenger RNA, 1330 nt
Organism: Mizuhopecten yessoensis (Yesso scallop)
Lineage: Eukaryota; Metazoa; Mollusca; Bivalvia; Pectinida; Pectinidae
Product: metallophosphoesterase MPPED2-like
Exons: 6
Coding region: 81-1109 (342 amino acids)
Molecular function (GO): hydrolase activity
Source: RefSeq, a predicted model, not a curated record